Impatiens glandulifera is the source of this 1605-nucleotide messenger RNA. Its product is annotated as protein HOMOLOG OF MAMMALIAN LYST-INTERACTING PROTEIN 5. The transcript is spliced from 6 exons. Gene Ontology annotation, cellular component: multivesicular body. The coding region runs from base 76 to 1305 and encodes 409 amino acids. Lineage: Eukaryota; Viridiplantae; Streptophyta; Magnoliopsida; Ericales; Balsaminaceae. The record is from RefSeq and is a predicted model, not a curated record. Gene Ontology annotation, biological process: late endosome to vacuole transport via multivesicular body sorting pathway.
CCAGAAUCCUUCGUCAGCUUCACAAAGAACAAUCUCUUCCUCUCCCUUUCAUUCUUCUCCGGCGACAAGGCGAUCAUGGUUAACGAUAACGAGCCAGCGAAGCUCCUUCUUCCAUACCUUCAACGAGCCGAUGAAUUACAGAAACACGAACCUCUUGUCGCUUAUUACUGUCGCUUGUAUGCGAUGGAACGAGGGUUGAAGAUUCCACAAAACGAACGUACUAAAACUACUAAUCAGAUCCUUAUUUCGAUUAUGAAUCAGCUUGAAAAAGACAAGAAAUCAUUGACUUUGAACCCUGAUGAUCAGUUGCACUUGGAAGGAUUCGCCUUGGGUGUGUUUUCCAAGGCAGACAAGCAAGAUAGGGCUGGCCGUUCAGAUUUAAAUACUGCAAAAACAUUUUAUGCAGCUAGCAUUUUCUUUGAAGUCCUUACUCAGUUUGGUGAACUUCAGCCUGAUAUUGAGCAGAAACAGAAAUAUGCAACAUGGAAGGCUGCAGAUAUAAGGAAGGCUCUGAAAGAAGGAAGGAAGCCUGUACCAGGUGCCCCGGGUGAUGGUGAUGAUGAUGAUGAGGGCAAUUUAUCAUUACCUUCGAUUCCACCGCCUACAGAACAUUUACAGGACCGCCAACCAGGCAGAAAGGAUUCAGAUAUCAGGCCACAAUCGCCCGAUGUUUACGAUGGUGAGAAUCCAUUUAGCAAUGCCAAUGUUCCAUCGAAACCAUCUUCUUCCGAGAAUCACCAAUCGCCAUUUACAAAUGACUUAUCUCCCCAUUCUCCUUAUCAUUCCCAAGAUUACCAUCAUUCACCUCCAUCAAACCUACCUCCAUCAAACCUACACGAUAAUAAUUCAUCUUAUUCCCCCCAUCCCUACCACCACCAGCAACACCCUCAAAAUUACCCUUCUCAAGAAGCUCCUCCACCACCUAAUUACCCUAAUUUUCAAUCCUACCCUAGUUUUAACGAACCUACCCUCCCACCAGCCUCGACUCACUACGCCUCCUAUUACCAAGGUUCGGAACCAUCCUACACUUCUCCUCCAACAGCUCCAACCGUCACAAAUUACCAAGUGAAUCCUCAGUACAGUUCAAGCAACAAUGGAAGUGGUCCAGCUUCUAUCGCUAAACCGACUAUUGCUCAAACAUACGAGUACGACAGCAAUUACCAACCACCACCCGAUAAAAUUGCAGAGGCUCAUAAGGCGGCUAGGUUUGCAGUUGGAGCAUUGGCUUUUGAUGAUGUCUUUGUGGCGGUUGAUCAUCUUAAAAAAGCUCUAGAGCUUCUGACAAACCCAUCAGCUACCCAUUAGUGUGUUCUGGUGUGUUUACGCCUAUUCAGAGCUUGCUGUUUGGAUUUGUAUAUUGUAAAAAAAUCAUUUUUUCUCCUUGUUAUGAUUUUUUACACUAUCAUAAUAUUAUCAUACUAUUUUGUUAGUUUUUAUUUUUAUUUAUCUUAGGAAGCUAGCACGGGUUUAUGGGGCACUGAGGUUUGAUGAUGUCUUUGUGGCUGUUGAUCAUCUUAAAAAGGCUCGGCACCCAUUAGUGUGUUUAAUCGUAUUUGGAACUUUGCGGUUUGGAUUUUUAUAAAAUGAUUUCUCUCUUUGUUAUGA